Meloidogyne enterolobii is the source of this 780-nucleotide messenger RNA. The record is from the annotation of a GenBank genome assembly. Lineage: Eukaryota; Metazoa; Nematoda; Chromadorea; Rhabditida; Meloidogynidae.
AUGUUUUUAAAACUUUUAAUUUUCCUUUUAAUUAUAAACAAAAUUAUUGCUUCUGAUUCUAAUAGCGGAGAUAGUGGCAAUGAAAAUUCUAAUAGUAAGCCCAGUGAUGAGUUUGUCGACUCUGUUGACGUUCGAGAGAAUGAUAAUGAGCAACAACCUUCCAAUUCAAUCGACAAUCAAAAUCUUCAAGACCCACAAUUUAUUAAAGAUGAUGAUACAAAUGCACUGUUAAAUAACGAAGAGAAUAAUCGCAUUAAUGAAUACACAACAGAAAAAAUUAAAAAAGAUGAGGAAGACCAACUAAAUAAUGAAGGAUCUAUUGUGGACAAUGAAUUUCCUGAAGAGGAUAAUGAUGUAAAUGGAAUAAACAUUAAUACAACUGCAAAAUAUCUCAAUGAUGUAAAUGAUAAUGAUAACAAUGAAAGUGAUGGGCAAGGAUGCGUGUAUGAGGAUGGUGUAAUUAACGAUAAUGGGGAGGAACGUACACCUACAUCGGAUGAACAAAAACAAAUUGAGGAAUAUCUUCAAGAAAUGCGUGAAUUUGAAGAGCAAAUGGUCAAAGACAGUGCUAAUUUUAUGAGAAAUUUAGCACAAUUUGUAAUGAGUCAAUUCGAAAACAUUUUUGGUUCUUCCGUCUCUUCUCUAUCAAGGAACAAUAAUAAUUUGUUGGAGAAAAAACCUGUAGAAGCACCAACACCUCCUUGUUUAUGCAAAAAAUGUGACAGUAUGGCAUUUAUACACAACAAGCAAAACAAAUAUUUUAAAAAUUUUGCUAAUUAA